AUGGCCCAGUCGCCUCCUCCUCCUCCUCCGAGCCUCCAGGGCCUCGACCACUGGGUCUUCUCCCAGGGCUGGGGCUGGGCUCAGCACUCGGACUCCACGUCUCCGGCCUCGUCCUCAGAUUCGUCCGGUUCGUGUCCUUGCUACGCCACCCGCCGGCCCUCACAGUCCGCGGGCCCGGCCCGCAGCGCACGCACUAGCCAGGCCGCCCCGACGGCUCCCCGACGAGCGCGGCCCGCGCCCGCAGGGGGACAGCGGCAGAGUGCCAGCGAGCGCGAGAAGCUGCGCAUGCGCACGCUCGCCCGCGCGCUGCAAGAACUGCGCCGCUUCCUGCCGCCGUCGGUGGCACCUGCCGGCCAGAGCCUAACCAAGAUCGAGACGCUGCGUCUGGCCAUCCGCUACAUCGGCCACCUGUCGACCCUACUGGGCCUCAGCGAGGACAGUCUGCGACGCAGGCGCCGACGGAGUGCGGACGCCGCGUUCUCUCACCGAUGCCCUCAGUGCCCCGAUGGAGGCAGCCCCCCACAGGCUCAGAUGCUUGGUCCUGGUCUGGGAUCAGCCAUUAGUAGUGGGGUCGCCUGGGGGUGCCCGUCUGCUUGUCCUGGACCCCUAAUCUCACCUGAAAACCUUGGGAGCAGGCUCUCCAACGUGGAUCCCUGGGUGACACCUCCUUAUUGUCCCCAAAUACAGUCACCCUUACACCAGUCCCUAGAAAGAGGCGCCGGCACCUCUCACUGGGCACCACCCCAAGCAUGUCCUGGUACGCAGAUAUCCCCAGAGCCUAGAAACAAGACUGGACACUGGACGCCAUCCACUGAGCCUGCGGAGCUGACUAAGGGGUACCAGAGUCUUUCUGUGUCUCCAGAACCCUGCCUGUCCCUGGGAAGCCCACCUCUCCUGCCCCGCCCGUCAUGCCAGAGACUGCAGACCCAGCCUCAGUGGAGCUGCUGGGGCCACAAUGCAGAGAUGCUAUCCAGCUCUGAGGAUCAGGGUUCCAGCCCUGCCCCCAGCUCAGGCCUGCAGCUCAGUGGCUGUCCUGAACUUUGGCAGGGAGACCUGGAAGGACCCCCACUGAAUAUCUUCUACUAAUGUGGCCUGGCCUGCACCCUGUCAGUGUGGAGUUGGGUUGCCUUGGAAGAGCCUUCAUCUGCCUCUUCUGUGACAUUUCACACUCUCCUUAGCUAUGGAUUCCCUUUCCCAGAGGAUAUCUUUAGUGGAAAUAGUGUCUGGGACAGAUAAACAAUGGGUGCCUUCCCUGGCUAGAGGGGGGGCUGUGACAAGACCCUCCACUUCUAGGAAUCUUCUAGAGCAGUGGUUCUCAACCUUGGUAAUGCUGUGACCCUUUAACAAGGUUCCUCUCGUGGUGGUGACCCCCAACCAUAAAACUAUUGCUACUUCGUAACUAAUUUUGCUACUGUUAUAAAUCAUAAUGUAACUAUCUGUGUUUUCCGAUGGUUUUAGAUGAGCCCUGUGAAAGGGUCGAUCAACACCCUCCCCCGACCUCCCAAGCGGUCACAACCUACAGGUGUUCCCACUGUUCUAAAGGCUCAGAGCUCUGCAGAGCACAGGCUGAGCUGCUCUGAGAAUGCGGUGGCCUGAGUGUGGAGGACAGAGCAACUCCAUGUCCUGCUUACUGGGGACAGCUGGCCAGAAUCCU
Messenger RNA from Apodemus sylvaticus (European woodmouse), 1654 nucleotides. It is a transcript of the gene Mesp2, whose product is annotated as mesoderm posterior bHLH transcription factor 2. The transcript is spliced from 2 exons. Gene Ontology annotation, molecular function: DNA-binding transcription factor activity, RNA polymerase II-specific; RNA polymerase II cis-regulatory region sequence-specific DNA binding; protein dimerization activity. The coding region runs from base 1 to 1086 and encodes 361 amino acids. Gene Ontology annotation, cellular component: nucleus. Gene Ontology annotation, biological process: mesoderm formation; somite rostral/caudal axis specification; heart morphogenesis. The record is from RefSeq and is a predicted model, not a curated record. NCBI's taxonomy places the organism in Eukaryota, Metazoa, Chordata, Mammalia, Rodentia, Muridae.